Molecule: messenger RNA, 3189 nt
Organism: Leucoraja erinaceus (little skate)
Lineage: Eukaryota; Metazoa; Chordata; Chondrichthyes; Rajiformes; Rajidae
Gene: tab3
Product: TGF-beta activated kinase 1 (MAP3K7) binding protein 3
Exons: 8
Coding region: 257-2470 (737 amino acids)
Cellular component (GO): extracellular exosome
Molecular function (GO): ubiquitin binding
Source: RefSeq, a predicted model, not a curated record
GAGAGAGAGAGAGAGGGAGAGAGGGAGUGAGAGGGGCAGAGAGUGAGGGAGUGAGGGAGGUGCGGGGCUCGGCUCGGCUCGGCAGGGUCAGGCCUGGGGCGGUGGAGGGUGGCCCACAGGCGGCACCGGCACAGCAAUGGAAGCCCCGGAGCAAUGAACGGUGAAAAUGCCAGAAGGGUCGGAAGAUUGUAGGCACUGGCAGGCCCAUUGACAUCCAUCCCCUGUAACUGUUCCAGUAAUCCAUCCAAUCCUGACAAUGGCACAGGGAAGCCAACAGAUUGAUAUUCAGGUGCUGCAUGACCUCCGGCAGCGCUUCCCUGAGAUCCCAGAAGGAGUGGUGUCUCAGUGCAUGCUGCAGAACAACAAUAAUCCGGAAGCCUGUUGUUUGGCCCUUGCCCAAGAGAGCAACAAAUACCUGUAUGGGGAGUACCACAGCCCAGAUGAUGCCAGAAUGAGCAGGAACCACAUGCUGCAGAUUAACCUGGGUAUCCAACCUCCAGCAACAUACCAGACAGGGGAUGGUGGUCAACUCAAUGGUGCUCGAACGCUGGUCCAUAGCACAAGUGAUGGCCAUAUUGAGCCUCAACGAGGUGGUGGUCAGCAACUUGUGCGAUUGAUACAAGAGCCACAUUCUGCCCCAGCAAUUGUAGCAAAUCCACCUGGCUACAAUCCUUUCUUUGUAAGUGACCAGGGUCGUAACACAGGUACUCCUCCUCCAUCAUCUCAGCAGCCAACCUCACUUCAGCCAAAUUUGAACACAUCACCUAUGCAAGGUAUAUCUCCAACAUAUCAGCCUAUAUCGCGGUACACUAUGAACCCUAUUACUGUAACCUUGUCACAGAACAUACCAUCUGGUCAGACUACUACUGCAUUGCAUAUACAUGGCGGUCCAUCACAGAUGCAGAAUACUCCCUAUGGGAUUGGUAAUUCUAUUUACAUUAGGCCAACGUCUGGGCGACAGACUCCUCAGAACACAGCUUGGACUACCAGUCAAUGCCCUCUUCCACAGUAUAAUCACCAUCCUCCACCAGUUUAUCAACCGCAACAGACAUAUCAGCCUUCUCAGUAUUCUCCAAUACAGCCGCAGCUUCCUCAGCAAGCAUUUCGGUCGCCACCUCCGUCACAGUUCAGCUCGCCUUACAGCUCUCCGCAACAUCAGGUGCAAGCCAACCAGCAGGGUCAUCAGACUUCCCACGUCUUCAUGCCGAUUAGUUCUCCUACAAUGACUCACCUCCCAUACCAGCCUUCACCGAAUUAUCCACAACAAGGCAGCCAGUCAUUGUCCUACAUGCCUUAUUCUGUAUCUGGAUUGUCCAAAGCGCCUAUGAAAAAUCAAAUAGAAAUCAAAUUGGAAACACCACAGAGAACUGGCACCAACGUCACUCGAAGCUCAUCGCCUGUCAGCAGUCAGCCUGCUUUACGGAGUCAUCCUACGUUAUAUAUUGCCACCAAUUCACCAUCGGGUUCACCGUCGAGAGGAAUGUCCGGUCAAAUGAGUGUCGUUCAACCACAGCCCGUGUAUAGUGUACCACCCACAUAUAUUCACCAUCAACCAUCGCGACCUCGGUCUACAACUGCUGGCAGUAACCAAGUGAACGCUCCUCGUGUGGUUGUAACUCAGCCUAAUACUAAAUAUACAUUCAAAAUCACAGUUUCUCCAAACAGACCACCUUCGAUUUCCCGAGGUGUAGCAUCACCUACUUUUGACCCUGGGAGCAUCUUGAAUUUAGUGGAUUGUCAAGGAGAGCAUCCUGGUGCCCCAGAACCUAUACAGCCAAUAUCAGCACUAACGGGGUCUAUUGUCGAUAAACGAAACGAGGACCAGAAGCGAAAGUCAAGUUCAGGGUCAGAUGACUAUGCUUACACUCAAGCACUAUUGCUCCAUCAAAGAGCUCGAAUGGAGCGAUUACUCAAAGAGCUAAACCUGGAAAAGCAAAAGCUGGAGAAACUGAAAGCUGAGGUCAAUGAAAUGGAGUAUGAUUUAAUGCAACGGCGGCUGAGGAGAGUGAACUCCAACACGUCAAUACCUACACCAGAAGAGAUGACGAGAUUUCGAAGUCUAAAUCGACAGCUGCAAAUUGACAUUGACUGUACUUUGAAAGAAAUUGACCUUUUACAGUCAAGAGGGAACUUUGAUCCAAAAGCCAUGAAUAAUUUUUAUGACAAUAUAGGACUAACUGGCCCUGUAGGAGCUGUUCCCCCAAAGCAUAGUAAAAAAGACCCUUCAGGUACUCUAGAGAGAAAAGCAAGGAGGAUUAGGGUGACUUCAAAGUUAAAGAAGGACUCCUAUGAUUCCCAUACUGCUCCAGCAGAGGUUGCAGAAGCUGGUCCCGUCACGGCGUACAGUCAAAGGCCUCAUCAGCGAGAUGAGGAUUAUGAAGGUGCCCCCUGGAACUGCAACAGCUGCACCUUCUUGAACCACCCAGCACUGAAUCGCUGUGAACAGUGUGAAAUGCCAAGAUACACCUGAACUGAAGUGGGCAAGCACUCGCCAGCACGCAGAAUCCUGAAACUUUUUGGGGUCAUGAAAGGAGACUGCAAAUCUGCAAACCAUCGGCCAGGCCUAAAGUGAAGAGGAAUAGCUGAAAUCUAUUGCAACAGUGAGCUAAAUUCACAAUACCAUCACGACCGUCUACAUUAGCAGCGUAAAUGUUAUACUUCAAGCAACAUCCACACAGAUGUUUCUUUGCACGAUGCAUUUAAGCAAAAAUAUAAAAUGCUGUGAAGAUGGUCCUUAGUGAAGCUGCGCAUUGUUAACCCUUCUAUGCCUGUGAUUACACGUCGGGAUGCUGUUUUGUUACCCUUCCCACGUAGGGUGUCUAUCCACAAGAUGACUUGAGCUGUGUAAUUAAAAGUCUCUCUGGGUUUAAAAAACCCAUCAAUUAUGAAGGAUACUUGUUUUCAUUUGGGGUGGAUUGUCCCUAUGCUGCAUCUAUUAAAUGUUGGCAUCUUAACUCAGUCUUGCAGGCAAAAGGGACUGCCGUGACACUACAGUAGGGUAAAAGACUUGAGUUACUUGUGAUUGCUGCUUUCUUCAGGGUAAUUGCAAUCUUUACACAAAUCAAUUGUACAUUAAAUUUAAGACUGUCUCAGAGGACAGGUAUGAGGUAUUGCCUUAGGUAUGUUUUAAAUAUACAGUCAUAAUCAAUGAUCCCUUUGCUUGUACUGUGUUCUUUGAGCUACAUCAUU